AUAAAUAAAUAAAUAAUAAUGAUAAUAAUUAUUAAAUGAAUGUAUCUUAAUGGUGUUAACAUUUUACAAGAUAUAGAUGAAUGUUCCUCGAAUCCAUGCAUGCAUGGAGGUUCAUGUGUUGGCGGUGAAAAUGGCUAUACUUGCAUAUGCAACGACGAUUUCUUUGGGAAAAGAUGUGAGACAGACGCCAAGUGCAACUUUGAAAAUAGAUCACGAUGCAUAUGGCAAAACGUUGUGGUUGGUGAUGAUUUCGACUGGAUUAUUCAUCAGUCUGCAACCCCUACUGAUGACACAGGUCCAAACGCAGAUCACACGUUUAGAAAUGCGACCGGACAUUAUAAUUUUAUUGAAACGAGUGCACCGAGAGCGACGGAUAAUAUUGCAUUGUUCCGAAGUCCACCGCUACAAUCGUUGCAUCAAGCGAUUUGCUUGCAGUUCUGGUACAAUAUGUACGGAGAAAGUGUAGGAAAGCUCGCAGUUUCUGUUGCUUAUAACGGGACAUUACCAGGCAGUGAAAUUUGGGCAAAGACAGGGAAUCAGGGACCUGAUUGGCAAUUUGGACGGGUCACAAUUAUCUGUAGUUGGACUUUUCAGAUAACGUUCCAAGGAGUCGUUGGUGACGGAUAUCUUGGAGAUAUCGCUAUUGACGAUAUUUCGUUUGUGAAUGGCCAGUGUUUUCCAACUACCAAUACGGGUGCCCCUCGUUCAAGUGCAACUAUUAGACCAUUAACUUCAGCUUCAAACGUGGGAAUCGGUUGUUAUGGAAAUCCGUGUGGAAGAGGGGUUUGCUACGUUCAUCUGAACGAGUACUUAUGUGACUGCCCUUCAGGUUUCGAAGGAAAAAACUGUAACAUAGCAGAUAUCGAUGAAUGCCGGUCACAUCCGUGUAAAAAUGGCGCGAUCUGUUUAGAUGGCGUCAACAACUAUUCCUGUCAUUGUACAACGGGUUUCACGGGGCAAAAUUGCGACACUGCCAUCGACCACUGUGCAAGUAUACCAUGCAAAAAUAACGGACAUUGUACUAACACUGGUUCUACCUUCAAAUGUGAAUGUCGCCUUGGGUAUUCUGGACAAGACUGUUCAUAUGAGCAUGGCCUGAAAUGUUUUGGAUGUCUGAGUCAGUCAAGUAAAGAGGUGUGUACUGCGGUGACAACCUGUGGAUCUGGUGAGUCCUGCUUCAUCGGAGCUUACCAAGAUGUGAAUGGCUCCACGAAAUUCAAUAGCGGCUGCACACAAACAUUGGAGUGUCAUUCCUCGACUGGUGAAUAUUGUAGACAUUGCUGUAAUACCGACUUCUGUAACGACCAGGGAUGCGGAAUCAAAGGGUAUUCAGCACGAAGUCAAAGAGGACCACUAUGUUUUGACUGCGAUGAUAUGAUGGACAUAUCUUUCUGCAAAAGAGUGACACAAUGUCAAAGCGAUGAGAUAUGCACAUCAUACAGAGACCAGUACAUGCAUUUUGACAGCAAGUGUAUUUCCAGUCAAAGUAGGUGCAGUGUUUCUGGGGAUGAGUACUGUCAGAAGUGUUGCGCCGAUGACUUCUGUAACGGGAAUUGUGCCACAGCUGGAGUCGUUGGGUAACAAAUGCGGAUAUUUGUCUCGUCAGCUUGUAGACAAUUUAUGGAUUAUAUUUAAUACUGUGUGAUAUUCAAUAAAUGUUUUGUUCUUGCAUGUGUUGUUAAAAGCGUAUGCACAUUUUUUUUAAAUUUCAUCUUUUUUCAUUGACAUAUAAAAUUAUGAUGCUGCUGUUCCUGGAAUCAUUGUUAAUGCUGUCAUUAAUUUUGUCCUCUUUAACUGAAACUUUUUAUAACCAAGACUACGUAUACAAGACUAUAUAGAUAGUGUAGAAAUAAAAUGGCAAGUAUU
Dreissena polymorpha is the source of this 1866-nucleotide messenger RNA. RefSeq names its product fibropellin-1-like. The transcript is spliced from 13 exons. Bases 40 to 1581 code for a protein of 513 amino acids. Gene Ontology annotation, cellular component: membrane. Gene Ontology annotation, molecular function: calcium ion binding. Lineage: Eukaryota; Metazoa; Mollusca; Bivalvia; Myida; Dreissenidae. The record is from RefSeq and is a predicted model, not a curated record.